GGCGCGCAGCUCUGCGACCGCGGUGGGCAAACCAACAAUUUUUGCCCCUUGCCAUCCAUGUUUUGGGUUUGUUGAUCCCAUAGUGGGAGCAACAUGGCCAAAAUGAUUCUCACUGCGUACCCCUCACAGGACAUGUUUACCCCUUCCCAAAUUUAACCUUGGUUAAAUACUUACCCACGUGUAAAAAGCUUGCUCUCCCCCAGUUAUUCAUUUACUGUUUAAAGAGACAAAUCGAUUCUUCUUCAACCAUAUAUCCCAUACACGAUGAGAGCAAAAGAACUCAGGACGAUGCAGGGCAAUUGAUAACAGAUCGAAUGCUUGUUGAUGAUUCAUAUAGUGAUGAAGAAGAAGAAUCGACAAUUCUGUUCUCUUGUAUAUCAUGGCAGAAGUGAGGGUUUAUGCAUUCACCACUGGAAAUAAAGAUUUUAUUAUUAUUAAUUGAGGUCUACGGAAAUGUUAAUAUGUUUGCCAGGAAUUUCACUUGUAUGAUCAAUAAUGGGCACUCUGAAGAAGGACUAAUGCUUGUGAAGUGUUUGUUGAAAUGCCCCACAGAGAUGUUCCGUUAACCACAACAAGAAUUGAAUCAUCAGAUGAUUCAUAUGUGGUUCGGAACUCCGAGGUUACUUUUUUAAAUUGGAGGUUUUCGGAGACUUGAAGUAAACUGAAAUGCUUGAAGGAGGGGUCACGACACGCCCUGCAGGAAUUGAUACAAAUGGAGAAAUGGUGAUGCCAGGCGGACUAAAACAAUUGCCGAAAACAUACGUGGAUAAAUUCAAAGAAGGUGUGAGAACCGACGAUUAUUAGAAUGGUCGCAUAAUCACCUCAAAUUUGACGUAGCAAUCUGAAACAGGUGUGGUUGACAUCCAUGAACAUGGCUCUCUCGGAUUUCUAUUCAUCCACUGAAACUUCUCCUAAGAGAAGGUUAGUUCUUCAUGUUGCCGAUUCUAACGCUGAUAUUCUAGAUGCAUCAUUUGCAGCUAUAAAUCUGAUACAAGACGAUGAAGUGCAAGCUAUAAUUGGACCAAUGACAUCAGCACAAGCAAUUUACAUGUUGCAUCUCGGCAAAAAAACACAGAUUCCAAUUAUUUCUUUCACUGCAACAAGUCCUUCUAUUUCCCCAUCUCACAACCCUUAUUUCAUUCGCACAACACAUCAAGACUCGUCUCAAGUAAACGCCAUUGCUGCCCUUGUCAAAACCUUUCAAUGGAGACAGGUUAUACCUAUCUAUGAAGAUACUGAGUAUGGAAAUGGAAUUAUACCAUACUUAAUCGAUGCGUUCCAAAACAUCACUAAAGUUCCAUAUAGGAGUGUAAUACCUGAAUCAGCUAAUGACGACCGAAUUCUUCAAGAACUCUACAAAUUGAUGACAAUGCAAACCAGAGUAUUCGUUCUACAUAUGGACACGGCUCUUGGAGUCCGGAUUUUUGAGAAAGCGAAAAGCAUUGGGAUGAUGGGUAAAGGGUGUACAUGGAUCGUCACAGAUGGCUUGGGCUAUUAUCUGACUUCAUUCAAUUCCUCUGUUCUUGAUACAAUGCAAGGAGUAAUAGGUAUAAGGCGUUACGUCCCCGAAUCCUCAAGGCUUAGCUCAUUUCGGUCUAGAUGGAUGAAGAAGUUCCGGAAGGAUAACCCAAAUAACGAAGAAAGUUUGGAUAUUUAUGGUAUAAUGGCAUACGAUACAAUCUGGUUGUUAGCAAAUGCUAUAGAGAAGCUUCAAAGACUAGAUUCUCGAUUUGUAAAAGAAAAUGUUAGAGCAAAAUCGAGCCAUGCUGCGAGACUAAGUAUCUCACAAAUAGGUCCCAAGCUUUUGCAAGAAAUUUCUAACACAAAAUUUGAAGGUCUAAGUGGAGAUUUUGGUCUGGUUGAUAGGCAACUGCAUGUACAUACCUUUCAUAUAUUGAAUGUGCUUGGAGGUGACGGUGUAAGAGAAAUCGGAAUCUGGACACCUUCAGAUGGAAUUAUAAAAGAUUUAAGUUUAAAUGGGACCAGGAAAAAUGGGAAUCUGAUACCGACGCAUGAUAAUCUAUACCCAGUUAUAUGGCCCGGAAACACCAUUGCCAUUCCUAAAGGUUGGACCAAUCCUACAGGCGAGAAUAAGUUGAGAAUAGGAGUUCCGGUAAGGUCUGGCUAUACUGAAUUUGUGAGGGUAACAAGAAAUACUCAUUCCAACUCAGCUGUUGUCGACGGAUAUUGCAUUGACGUAUUUAAUGCUGCAAUUGGGUUGUUACCAUAUGCCGUCCCUUAUGAAUUUCAUCCAUUUGAAAAUGUAAACCAUACAGCUGCUGGAAGUUACAAUGAUCUUAUAUAUCAAGUCUAUCUCCAGAAUUUCGAUGCUGUAGUUGGAGAUGUCACAAUCACAGCCAAUCGAUCACAAUAUGUAGAUUUUACACUGCCUUAUGUAGAAGCUGGUGCAUCAAUGAUUGUAUCAACAAGGAAGGAUUUUUAUAAAGAAGCCGUGAUAUUUUUCCUUCCAUUAGAGUGGAGACUUUGGCUGACAAUCGUUACUUUCUUUGUUUAUAUUGGCUGUGUGAUUUGGAUUCUUGAACAUAGAGGAAACCGGGAGUUUAGAGGAGGGCCUUAUCCUAUGUACCAGAUUGGCACAAUGCUUUCCUUCUCCUUUUCGAUGCUCGUCUUUGCGUACAAGGAAAAGGUGCUGAGCAGUCCAGGUAGAUUUGUAAUGAUUUUAUGGCUCUUUGCUGUAUUCAUUCUAACUACAAGUUACACGGCGAGUUAUUCUGCCAUGUUGUUGGCCAAUAGAUUUCAACCAACCAUUACAGCUGAUGUUAACCAUCUCAUCAAGAAUAGGUACAAUGUUGGAUACAAGAACGGGUCGUUCAUUGAAGGAAUGUUGAAGCAAAUGGGUUUCGAUGAGUCUAAUCUGAAGGGAUAUCACACAUCCGAAGAUUUAGAUGAAGCUUUCUCAAAACCGAGACAGGACGGAGGUAUUGUUGCUGCAUUUGACGAGCUGCCUUAUAUUGAGCUCCUCCUCACAAAGUAUUGUGACAAAUACACCAAGGUUGGAGAUAUCUUCCCGACUGGUGGGUUUGGUUUUGUUUUUCCAAAAGGUUCUCCUUUGGGACUUGACAUUUCAAGGACAAUCUUAAGUGUAAGAGAGGAUAAAGAGAAAAUGAAAAGGAUUCGACAUGCUUGGUUUGAGGGUAAACGAAAUUGUUCAGACCAUGAUUCCUUAGGAUCUUCGAAUAGUCUUAGUCUCUAUAGUUUUCGAUACCUUUUUGUCUUUGUUGGAGUUCUUUCACUUAUUCCCUUACUUGUACACUUGCAAAUUUUUGUGUCUAAAAACCUGAUGAUCUUGACCUCUCCAAAUACCUCCAUUGCUCAAAAAGUUGUAAAGUUAGUGGCAAAAUUCAACGAGGAGGAUGAAAGGCGCUUGAGAUACUAUGAAUACCAUGCUGGAAUUGGCAGUCAAAGCAGUCAACAAGACGUAGGUGAAGAAAUGGUACGACGCGAAGUGCCACCAUGCCCACCACCCCAGUGACCUUGAAACCCAUGUCAUUAGUUUGUGAGUCUGUAUCUAUGUCUUAUUAGUUUUCUCCUCUAUCCAACUGUCUUUGGAAAUCUGUUAAUGGUGUAUUGAUUUCUCGUUAACCUCUUAUAAACUCGUGUAAUCCUCAUUUUCCUUCAAUGAAAAUCACUCAACACCAGUGGCGAAUCCAGCUUAUAGCAAGG
Messenger RNA from Papaver somniferum (opium poppy), 3684 nucleotides. RefSeq names its product glutamate receptor 2.7-like. Bases 866 to 3493 code for a protein of 875 amino acids. Gene Ontology annotation, molecular function: glutamate-gated receptor activity. The transcript has 6 exons. Lineage: Eukaryota; Viridiplantae; Streptophyta; Magnoliopsida; Ranunculales; Papaveraceae. The record is from RefSeq and is a predicted model, not a curated record. Gene Ontology annotation, cellular component: plasma membrane.